Aspergillus puulaauensis is the source of this 252-nucleotide messenger RNA. RefSeq lists its product as uncharacterized. Bases 1 to 252 code for a protein of 83 amino acids. The record is from RefSeq and is a predicted model, not a curated record. The transcript has 4 exons. Lineage: Eukaryota; Fungi; Ascomycota; Eurotiomycetes; Eurotiales; Aspergillaceae.
AUGCCCAAAUACACCGCGAUCAUCUCAUACGACAGCCGCGAGGCCUACCAGCAGCACGGCAGCCAGAUCGAGCAGAUAGCAAACGAUCUUUUCAAUGCAAAGGGCGCUACCGAGCAGACCCCGUUCUUCUCCACCCGGAGCAUACCCCCCUCUCAUAGGACCUCAUUUGUUGUCCCUGAUGGUGUAUCUGCAGAUGAGCUGAGGAGCGCUGCGUUGCCGGAGGGUGUGAAGUGUCAGAUUAACGAGGCGUGA